AUGCGCGGUCACGAGGAAUCCGCGUGCACGGUGUGUCGGCUGCUGCACGCUGCAGGCAACCAGCUGCAAACGGAGGAACAGCGAAUCCCUACCAUCCUACUCCUCUUCUCCGUGGUUACACCCGCUCUGUCCAUUCAUAUGGAGUCCAUAGAGAGCCACAGUGAGUUUAGCUGUGAGCCCAUCAGACUGAGAAUGUGCCAGGAUCUGCCUUACAACACCACCUUUAUGCCCAAUCUACUGAAUCACUAUGACCAGCAGACGGCUGCACUGGCCAUGGAGCCUUUUCAUCCCAUUGUGAACCUGGUUUGCAGUGCGGACCUGAGGAUGUUCCUGUGUGCUCUGUACGCUCCGGUGUGCACUGUGUACGGCCAGGUGUCCAUGCCAUGUCGAUCCCUCUGCCAGCAGGCCAGGGAUGAAUGCCACAAACUCAUGGAGGUAUUUGGAUUAGCCUGGCCAGAUGACAUGGAGUGUAGCAGGUUCCCAGAUUGUGAUGAGCCCUAUCCUCGUCCAGAGGACAUGCUAACAGGCAUGGAUCCUACGGACCAGUCAUCCCUGACUGUCCAGAGAGAUUACGGUUUCUGGUGCCCCAGAGAGCUCAAGGUCGACCCAGACCUGGGUUACACUUUCAUGGCCAAAAAGGACUGUUCUGCCCCGUGUCCCUCAAUGUUUUUCAACAAGCAGGAGCUGACUUUUAUCCGCUACUUCAUCGGAGUCGUCUCCAUUGUCUGUCUGUCCGCAACGCUCUUCACCUUCCUGACGUUUCUCAUCGAUGUUACAAGGUUUCGAUACCCUGAGCGGCCAAUAAUCUUCUACGCUGUGUGUUAUGUGAUGGUGUCACUGGUCUUCUUUCUGGGGUUCCUGUUGGAAGACAGGGUAGCGUGCAAUGCAGUCAGCCCUUCCCAGUUUAGAGCUUCAACCAUAACACAGGGCUCACACAACAAGGUAUGCACCCUGUUCUUUAUGGUCCUAUAUUUCUUCACCAUGGCCGGCAGCGUAUGGUGGGUCAUACUGACAAUCACUUGGUUCCUGGCCGCUGUGCCUAAAUGGGGCAGCGAGGCCAUUGAGAAGAAAGCCCUGCUCUUCCAUGCUGUUGCCUGGGGGGUCCCAGGGGCCCUGACUGUCACCCUGUUGGCCUUGAACAAAAUUGAAGGAGAUGGGAUCAGUGGAGUGUGUUUCAUAGGGCUGUAUGACAUGGACGCCCUGAGGUGGUUUGUUCUGGCACCGCUCUGCCUCAACGUGGCGGUGGGUGUCUCUCUGCUGUUAGUCGGGAUUGUGGCUCUGAAUCGGGUGCGCAUGGAGAUCCCUCUGGAGAAGGAGAACCAGACCAAAUUAGUCAAGUUCAUGAUCCGAAUGGCAGUGUUCUCUGUUCUCUACCUGGUUCCCUUGUUGACUGUGAUUGGGUGCUACCUGUACGAACACACCUACCGCAACAUUUGGGAGACAACAUGGAUGGAGGAGAACUGCAGGCGCUAUCACAUCCCCUGCCCAUACAAGGUGGAGCAGACUAGCCGGCCAGCCAUGGUUUUGUUCCUAAUUAAAUAUCUGAUGAUGCUGGUGGUGGGGAUCCCCUCUGUGUUCUGGGUGGGCAGCAAGAAGACCUGUUUUGAAUGGGCCAACUUCCUGCAUGGACGCAGACGCAAAGAUAGUGGGGUGAAUGAAUCUCGCCAGGUGCUACAGGAGCAGCCAGACUUUGCCCAAUCUCUGCUGCGUGAACCAAACACCCCCAUCGCUAGGAAGUCCAGAGGAACAUCCACUCAGGGCACGUCCACCCACGCCUCUUCCACCCACCUGGCUGUCAUAGACGACCUUGAUGAACCAAUUAGAACUCACCAUGGAAACCCCACGUCCACCAGGAGCAAGGCCAGCAGUGUCCACAGCAAG
Molecule: messenger RNA, 1881 nt
Organism: Cyclopterus lumpus (lumpfish)
Lineage: Eukaryota; Metazoa; Chordata; Actinopteri; Perciformes; Cyclopteridae
Product: frizzled-3-like
Exons: 10
Biological process (GO): non-canonical Wnt signaling pathway; canonical Wnt signaling pathway
Cellular component (GO): plasma membrane
Molecular function (GO): Wnt-protein binding; Wnt receptor activity
Source: RefSeq, a predicted model, not a curated record